AUGCUACAUAAUAUUUUGGCCAAUGUGGAAGAAGUUGAUUUUGCUGCUCCUAAUCGGACAGUUCUUAGACAAGCAAAUGAUUAUGUACAUGAUUGUUUUCGCAAAACUCUAGAAGCUUGGGAUGUUGAUUAUGCAUUGGAGCAAUAUAAUUAUGCAGCUGACUAUGCAGAAUUGGAAACGGUGAUCACACCGCCGGAUGGUUCUUUACUUAACUAUCUUCAUACUAUAUUUUCUGAAUUAGCGAAUGUGUUUCAUUUGAAGCUGACUUCUCAGAUACCAAGAUCUUCAGUAAAUGGUGUGUCCUAUGUUGUUGAGAAAUUGGUAUAUCAUGUAGAGGAUUUGUCACAAGGUACAUUACUCGGUGAAAUAAUCAUUGAUCCUUUUGCUAGAAGUGGUCGUUUAAUUCCAGUUGGCGGCAUUCACUUACUCACAGUGGCAACACGCAACAAUUUAUCAGCAAAUGAUAUUCGUAUACUCUCUGGAUCAACGCAGCAUCCAAUUGUUUAUCUGUUAGGUAGCUUAAAUCCUUCGACUGAAACACUUGGUGUUUCGUUCGGUGUAAGUUCACUGACUUUUUUUCAUCUUUCGUUUACUGUACAAUAGUUGUCGAACUGAAGGUCUGCAGUCACAACCGAUUUGACCAUAAAUACACUAAAACAUCGUGGGUAAACACAGUGAAUCAUGAAUAUUUUCAAAAUUACAUCUUUGAAGAAUUGUUCUGUUAUCCGGAUUUAGUGAAUAGUGGUUAUGGUAUCGAGUUUUAAACAAGAGAAGCAAAUUUAUUUCAAGUUGUUAUUCAUCGUAGACUGAUAUCAGUCAGAGGAACACUGGAAACCUGGGAGACUGGAGAGCUGUUUCGUCCUAGUAUGGGACUCCUCAGUAGUGCGCACCCACGACCCCGCCAGGGAUCGAACCCGUGACCUUCAGGUUCCGUGGCCAGCACGUUACCAUUGAGCCACUGGGUUGAAACCCAGUGGUCCAUAUUUCCAACUUCUGUCAGUUCACGACAUAGUGCGACUGCCGCCCGAUGUCCUGGCUGGGUAUUUGUCCUCACAGCCACCAGGUUCCCCGCACCGGUCACGACUUCUCACUCGAACUUCGGGAUCGUGUUUGCGUACUACUGAGGAGUCCCAUACUAAGAUGAAACAGCUGUCCAGAGCUCACAGGUUUCCAUUGUUCCUCCAACUGAUGUCGGUCUAUGAUGGAUACCAACUUAAAAUAUAUCUAAAUCCCCACAAACCACUCAAAUUCAAAUUUGUCUGUGUACUAUCAACAUCCCAUCGACUGUAUUGGAAUGCAGAAAGGUUAGGAACAUUAUAAGAGUGAGCGAAUAAACUUACUUCACCAAUUCAUAAUUAGCCUUUUU
This is a messenger RNA of Heterobilharzia americana, 1366 nucleotides long. The record is from the annotation of a GenBank genome assembly. Lineage: Eukaryota; Metazoa; Platyhelminthes; Trematoda; Strigeidida; Schistosomatidae.